Rosa chinensis is the source of this 3196-nucleotide messenger RNA. Its product is annotated as NAC domain-containing protein 14-like. Bases 502 to 1194 code for a protein of 230 amino acids. The record is from RefSeq and is a predicted model, not a curated record. Gene Ontology annotation, molecular function: DNA binding. NCBI's taxonomy places the organism in Eukaryota, Viridiplantae, Streptophyta, Magnoliopsida, Rosales, Rosaceae. The transcript is spliced from 8 exons. Gene Ontology annotation, biological process: regulation of DNA-templated transcription.
CUCGACUAUAGCUCGACUAUAGCUAGCUACACUCGAGCCUACAAAGUAUCCCCUUAAAAUGGUUUUUUUUUUUUUUGAAAACAAAAAAUUCUCUUGGAGGAAAGACCUUGUAUUAUAUAUAGACACACGCUGACACACGUUAUAUGGGUAUUCACUAUUUCUUGUAGUUUUAUUUUGCUUUAGAAAAGAAUCCAUCCGUAUAUAUAGUCACGAGUACAAUACAGUGUCUUCCAUCAACUUUAGCUUCUCAUGACUGAUAAUGUGAGACGGGGAAUCAAUCUAGCAUAUAGAAACCAACAUUUUCACUGCUAUAGUUCGUUGGGAUUCACCAAACUAAACAGAAGCAGCAAAAUCCAAAGUAAUUAGCACGAAGGCAAAACAUAGGUCGUUGAUCACUUCCAUUUUUGAUCAAUUGUGAUUGAGUGUGAGAGUGAGUGAGUUGAGUGUGAGACCAGGAGAGUAACCUCAACUCUACACAUUGUCUCUUGAUGAAAGUCAGAGAUGGCAACAGCAGCAGUAGAACUUCGAGUGGGUUUCAGAUUCCACCCCACAGAAGAGGAGCUGGUCAAUUACUACCUCAACAACAAGAUACAAGGCCACGACUUUAACGACAUCAUCCCUGAAAUGGACAUCUGCAGCUACGAGCCUUGGGAUUUGCCCGGGUUUUCAUUGAUAAAGUCUGGUCAGGAGUGGUUCUACUUCAGUAAACCGGAUUACAAGUUCAGAAAUAACCGAAGCCGGGCCAACCGGGCCACCGAGAGAGGGUUUUGGAAGAUUACUGGGAAAGAGCGUGAGAUCAAAGCUCGAGAGUCCAAAGCUGUCGUUGGGAAGAAGAGGACUUUGACUUUCUAUAAAGGGAAAGUUCGGAGAGGCCAGAAGAACAAUUGGGUUAUCCAUGAGUAUUACAUACCUGAAACUUUGCUUCCUAAUGCUGCUAAGCAGAGGGACUUUGUUCUCUGUCGCUUGAAGAAAAAAGAUGAGAAUACUGAGAUUGGAGCCUGUGAUGAAGGUGAACCUAGGACUAACGAUCAAUCUGAUUUUGAAAAUCUACUAGCACUUGUUCAUACGGCGGGUGUUCCAGAGGAAAAUACUCGACCUGAAGAAAUUUUGGGUUCACUCUUUUCCUCACGGGCAUCACCUGAGUUGCCUCAAUCUGAUGAUUAUUUCUCCUCCAUGCUGAGAGGCAAUUUUUAGCAUGCAAAUGCUGGUAGUACUAUCCAUAUCGAGACGGAAGAUGAAACAGAGUUCUUGAAGUCAAUUUUCAUUGAUCAGGAUGAUUACUCCUUCGAAGAGGAAACACACACUACUCUCAACCAUUCCAGUGUGGAUAAAAGAAUUCUAGAAGCUGCACAGGGCAUUACUUUACCUGUUGCUUCAAGCCUGUCCGAACGAGAUAAAGAUGUUCUGCUUCUUAACCAGAUAUUUGGGAAGGAUGAUGCCUCUGUUAAUGUUGCAGUCAAUAAACAUCGGGAUAUUGACCGUGUUCAAUCAGUGACUGACGAAAUCGAGCAUGAACCAAGUCCCAUUUUGUUACAGGAGCCACAGGCUUCCUUUAGCCAUGAUGAACAUUCGAUUAAUUGUCUCACCUUAGUCACUGAUGAUGAAAGUUCUAUAAACAAAAGCAGGCGCAGGCACAGGCAGAGAUCUAAAACCAUAGUAUUAGCAAGCCUCCAGGGGAAGACUGAAACUGCGCAAUCAUUUGAUUAUGGGGAAGUGCUACAAGCACAUGAAAAACGUUAUGUUGAGGAUCAAGAUAUAGAAGGAGCUGGACAGGCCUUUAGUUUACCUGUUGCUUCAAGCAAUCUAGCCUAUCCGAACGAGACAAAGAUGUUGUGCUUCUUGACCGGUUAUUCGGGAAGGAUGAUGCCUCUGUUAAUGUUGCAGUCAAUAAACCUUGGGAUAUUGACCGUGUUCAAUCAGAGACUGACGAAAUCGAGCAUGAACCAAGUCCCAUUUUGUUACAGGAGGCACAGGGUGAUGGACCUAGGAUUAAUUGUAUCACCUUAGUCACUGAUGAAAGUUCUAUAAACAAAGGCAGGCGCAGGCAGACAUCUAUAAUCAGACAAACUGCACAAUCAUCCUUCUCAUGGCACAAGGGGAAGACUGAAACUGGGAAAUCAUUUGGUUAUAAGGAAGCGCUACAAGCACUUGUGACUGAUGAAAAACAUUAUGUUGAGGGUCAAGAUAUAGAAGCAGCUGGACAGAUAAGAAUUUACUCUCCAUUAGUUUUUGUAAAAAGAAUGCUCCAAUGGCAAUUGAACCGCAACAUAUGUAUAUGUAGGAGAAUAUCACAACAUGUUUAGGAAUUACUCUCCUUAACAAGCUUCAGUCUUGGGGUAAAAUCAAAUUUGGAGUUGUGCUGAGAGUUUGCACAGCUGAACCAUUCACAUAUUGCUAAACUUUUUCAUACUCCAGAUUUGGAAACUUGUUUAUAUCCUUGUGAAUUUAUUCUUCAGGCCUUCAGUUUACCUGUUGCUUCAAGCCUAUCUGGGAAGAGUGCCUUCUUGGUAAACACAGCAGCAAGUAGACCCCGAUCAAUGGGAUCAAAGAUACUUCCAACAAGUUUUCAAUCAGUCUCUGAGGAAACCAAGUAUCAACCAUGUCCUAGUUUCCCAGUGGAGCCACAGGGUUCUAAUAUGCCCUCGAGGACCUUAGCAACUGACGAAAGUUCUCUAUAUGAAAGCAGUCACUUUGGUUUCAUUCCAGAGUCCACAACUCUUCAUGCCACUGGUUCUAUGUUCGGGACUCAUAUGACCGGGCAAUGCAGUUAUGAAGAAACACAUAGUGGAUCAAAGAGUUCGUUCAUUGUGUGGAAGACAUCCCCAAUAAUCCAUAGAUCAUUUCCCCCAAUAGUGUACUUUUUUAACCUGAUCAGCGGUGCAUAUUGGCUCCAUAUUUUGGCUGGGGAAUUUGUUUCAAAUGGGAGGAAAAGUAUGAGUCUCAAACCUUUACUUAUCUUUCUCAAAGAGGUCGUAAUCCCAGUCUCAGUGGGAAUUUCUUGUCGCGAAAGAAAGCAUGGGUUUCUUUUUUCUCUUUUCUUUUGUUUCUGUUCUUAUUUUCUGGCCCAGCAAAAUGUGUUUUUAAGUUGGCUAGUACUUGCGGAAGCACAACAAUGUUUAGAGUUGGUGUACUAGAGAUUAACAUUAUUCCCUUCUACUGACAAUUUUUAAUCGUCAUUAUGAUAGUUACAUGUAUG